Messenger RNA from Striga hermonthica, 1266 nucleotides. Lineage: Eukaryota; Viridiplantae; Streptophyta; Magnoliopsida; Lamiales; Orobanchaceae. The record is from the annotation of a GenBank genome assembly.
AUGGAUUCCUUCACCAAGGCCGCCAGCUUCACAUACAACCCUGGCCCGAAUCAAGAACCCGAGCAAUCCUUCUCGGCCAUCCUCGACAUCCAUGUCCACCACGCAAGAAACAUCCACAACAUAUGUAUAUAUGACAACCAGGACGUGUACGCCAAGUUCUCCCUAACGUACAACCCAGACGAGACUCUCUCGACAAGAAUCAUCAAUGGCGGAGGCAAAAACCCAGAUUUCAACGAACGGCUCAUCAUCAAAAUCCACCAGCCGGGCGCUGUCUUGAAAUGCGAGAUAUGGAUGCUCAGCCGGGUGAAAAACUUCAUGGAUGAUCAGCUUCUCGGUUUCGCUCUGGUCCCUAUUUCUUCACUUUCUGGGAAGGGUAAAGUGAUGCAAGAUUUCGAUCUCUCGUCCACCGACCUCUUCCACUCGCCAGCUGGAACCAUCAAAUUGUCGCUCACUUUGGAUGAGAAGAGUUCCCUCCUCACGAGCCCCCGAGAUGUUUUCUUUUCCGAAUUAGUAGUCGACUCUUGUCCGACGACUUCCGAACUCUUGACGGAUAAAAGAAUCCCGGAAGAGUAUUCGAGAAUCGAGUUUCCUGACAUGAACGUGGUGAACGAGAACGAGCAGAUGGUCUCCGAGUACUUUGAAAAAAACGGGCGUGCCCUCGUUGUGAGGCCGUGGCUCGAUAGGCCCGACGGGUCAUUUCUCCAUCUCGGUUCAAUGCCUGACCCGGACCAUGAAAUGGCUAAUAAUAAUUCAUUGCAUGAGUUUCGGGCCGGGUCGGUGUCACCGGAUGGGAGCGUGCAGAACUCGGGCUUUCUGAGCUCGACCAUGACGAGCUUGAGCGAUGACCGGGCCUCGGCCGACUCCAUGGAGAAAAAAGGCGGGUUCUUUGCGGAUUUAUCGACGUCUCCUGAUGAAAGUGAAUUGUCCACCUCGAAGAAGGCCGAGGCCCGGGAAGAAAACGGGCCAGGUUUGUGCAGGAAAGAAGAGGGAAGUGACACGAAUCGGGCAGCGCUUGUGCGGAAUGUGACGUGUGAGGCCGAAGAGUCUGUUAUGCAGAAACAGAUAGUGGAUAUGUACAUGAGGAGCAUGCAGCAGUUUACAGAGUCCCUGGCGAAAAUGAAGCUCCCGAUGGAUUUGGACAAGCCCAAAACCGGUGGCUCGGGAGAUUUGAUUCGGGCGGAUGCUGAUAAGAAAAUUGAGAUGGAGGAGAACGAGAAAAAGGAGAGUAAUUCAAGGGUGUUUUAUGGUAGCAGGGCUUUUUUCUAG